Molecule: messenger RNA, 1913 nt
Organism: Linum tenue
Lineage: Eukaryota; Viridiplantae; Streptophyta; Magnoliopsida; Malpighiales; Linaceae
Source: the annotation of a GenBank genome assembly
AGCGUUGUGGCAGGACGGCCGGACGGCCGUGAUCACCAUCAUGAAUUCACGACUUGGACGGACUCUGUGGUUGGUUCGGUUGGGGGACGAGGACGAUAACAAAAUCAAAGCCAAGGGCGAAGAAAUCCAAUGGAAGGGAUUUCCAUACGAAACUUAAAUUUUAUGGGGAAGCCAAAAUCGCACGCCUCUUCUCUUCCGCCUCCAUUCUUCCAAUCAAAGCUCCUCUGUUUUUCUCUACUCUACCUCCUGACCUCUCUCUCCCUCGCCUUCUACAAUUCCCUCUCUGCCACCCGCUGCCUCUUCCGAUCUUCCCCUUACGACCCAAUUCAGUCCCCUCUCUUCACUUACCCUUCCUCCUACGGCGAGCACAAAUACGUCAUUCCUACCCACCGCAAUUCCUGCUCUUCCCCUGUUCACUUCUCCGAUUACUGGAAUGUGUUGCGGGAGAUCCAAGAAUUGUCGACUCUGCCACCGCCGUUGCCGGCCCUGAGGUAUAUCAAGGCCAAGAGCCAAAGUUUCGGUGGGAAUUUCAGUACCCAGAACAGAGUUUCUUAUUUCAAUCACUCCGAUGAUGGCAUUGAGGUUCCUUGUGGGUUUUUCAAGGAUUUCCCAGUCAGUGAUUCUGACCGGAAGGCAAUGGAGAGUUGCCACGGCUUAGUGGUCGUCUCCGCGUUGUUCAACGAUCACGACAAAAUCCGGCAGCCGAAGAGCCUGGGCUCGAAAACGAUGGACACAGUGUGUUUCUUCAUGUUUGUGGACGAGGUGACGUUGGCCGCAUUGGAACAACACGGAGUGGUGAAAUCCAGGGCUUCGCCAGAGAGCAGGGUAGGUGUUUGGCGAAUUGUCAAGGUGAACAGUGAUGAAGGUUUGUAUGAGAACAAUCCAGCGAUGAACGGGGUGAUACCGAAGUAUUUGGUCCACAGGCUGUUUCCGAACUCGAAAUUCAGCAUCUGGGUUGAUGCCAAGAUGCAGCUGAUGGUCGAUCCGUUACUGUUGAUUCAUGCAUUGGUUGUGGCUCAGGAUGUGGACAUGGCCAUAUCCAGACAUCCGUUCUUUGUUCAUACGAUGGAGGAAGCCAUGGCCACUGCGAGGUGGAAGAAGUGGUGGGAUGUUGAAGGGCUGAGGCUUCAAAUGGAGACUUACUGUGGGAAUGGGCUGCAGCCAUGGACGCCCGAGAAGCUCCCUUAUCCAUCAGAUGUUCCAGAUAGUGCUGUGAUACUGAGGAGGCACGGGCCGAGGAGCGACUUGUUCUCUUGCCUUGUGUUCAACGAGCUGGAGGCGUUCAACCCGAGGGACCAGCUGCCGUUUGCUUACGUUAGAGACGGGAUGAGCCCCAAGGUGAAGAUGAACAUGUUCGACGUGGAAGUGUUCGAGCAGAUUGCACUGGAGUACAGGCACGUUCUCAAGAGGUCGUCGUCGCCGGCGGCGGAACAAGGGACCAAAAGGAGGAGAGUGGGAGGUGGGUUUGGGCAUGAUUUGGUUGUGAAUAGCAGUUGUUGCAGUAGGUGCCAGAAUUACUUGUUGGAGAUGUGGGGUGGCGAUUCCCAUGUAUAAAAUUCGAUUCAUUGAUUGAUUCUUUCUAUGUUCUUCUUUUCUUUUCUUGUCCUCUCACUCAGCUCCUUCUCUUUAUUCUUUAUAUGAUUAAAUUGCUGUUGUUUUGGAUUUUGUCUUGUCUUGUGUGGUAUGUUCUUUUCUUGUUGCUGCUGGAAAUGAAUGGGAGAUUCGGACGGAGAAAAUGAAAGGGUGAUUACUAUCAGUCUAGUUGGCAUUUUCACAGGAAAAAGAAAGCUGACAGUAGUGCAUAUGCUUCUCAUUUUACUUCCUGUCGCUUUUGAACCGGUAGACAAACUGACCCGUCCCGAUCCUUAGGAACGAGACGGGUCAAUGGGUUUUCCUGGUCAAGUUUUCACCCC